AUGGAGAAAUAUUCAAGAUCCAGUUCUAGUAGAGAAGGUGUGGGGCAGCCAAGGAGCAUGAAUGGUCUGAGGAGUUUUAGUGCCUCUGUAACACCAGCUCCAAGAUUUGAUGAUCCCAACAACAAUUCCAAAUUCAAGAAAAGCAAAACCACCAAAAUUGAUUGGAAUUUUGGUGUGGAUAAUCCUGAGCUGCAGAGGAAGAAGAGGGUUGCUUUCUACAAAGCUUACACUGUUGAGGGGAAGAUGAAGGGCUCUGUGAGGAAGAGCUUUAGAUGGAUCAAAGAUUCUUGCAAUCAACUUGUUCAUGGAAUUUGGUGA
Messenger RNA from Salvia splendens (bonfire salvia), 318 nucleotides. RefSeq lists its product as uncharacterized. The record is from RefSeq and is a predicted model, not a curated record. The coding region runs from base 1 to 318 and encodes 105 amino acids. Lineage: Eukaryota; Viridiplantae; Streptophyta; Magnoliopsida; Lamiales; Lamiaceae. The transcript has a single exon.